ACAAAAUGGCGGCACCCAGCGUCUUUACAAAUUAUUGAAGGAUAUAUUUUAAGUGUUAUUUACUAGACAAGUGGUAGUAACAUAAAAGACAUUCGCCAAACUUUCCAAACAGUAGACUCAACAUUUCGGGAGACAGUGUUGACUGUUCUUAUUCGGAGACAAAGAUUAAAUGCCAGAUGAAAAAAUAACAUUGAAAUUCCUGCCAAUAUGUCUGAUUGCGAUGAAGACGAGGAGAGUGGACAAGUGCAAAAGCCAGAAGCACUCUUUGGGUCAGAAUUAAUAGAAUUAAUAGCUGAAGAGAAAGCUCCAUCUGAAAAGCUUUCAAGGCACAAGUCCACAACAAGUCCUGCCCCCACCCCUUCCUUGAGGCGUCGACAGAAGAUCUCACAGACCUCAGGAACCACUCUAGGGGGCUCCAGGGCCUCGAUAAAUAGAACUUCCAGAAUCUCAUUUAAAAAGGUGCCAGCGGAUGAUGAUGAUGACUGCUUUCACCAGCCCUCCUGCACAGUUAUUGCCCCUAAUUUAGUCCAAGACCUCGUCGCAGACUCGAAACCAAGCGCCAGUGGGACUUCAACUCCAAAGCUGUUACGGUCGCAGUCCUUACUACGCAGCUCAUCUCACCACCAUGACGGGCCAGAGAGUCCACUGUUGGCCAAUUUGGAUGGGGGGCGUCUACAAUAUACACAUCUUGAUGUGUUGGAGGAGGAAUCUAAAGAAUCUGCUGAGUUGGAGCCAGGCCCUGUGGACGCUCCUGAUCUUGCCGAUCUACGCAGGUACUCAUUGAACACCCAGGAUAGCGGGAUCUUUGCGAAUGCCCCAAUCAAGUGUGGCAACUUUGAGAUUGUACAAGACCCGAGGGAUUUGAGGAACAAGCCCAAGAAGCACUAUUUAUGUGUGGACAAUGAUGUGAGCCUGCCCGCUGUGACAGAAUUCAUGGCCAACUUCUGGGGAUUGCGCAAUCCAAAUAUCGUUCUCUCUGUGAUCUCCAAUGAAGACCACUUCAAGCCCUGGAAAAAUCAGAAGUUGAGAGAUGACCUUCAAAAAGGGAUAAUAAAGGCCUUGAACACAACCAACAUGUGGAUCAUCACCCAUGGCUUUAAUAAUGGUGUCGCCAAGUUGAUUGGAGAGGCAGUGAAGGAAUACAAUAUUGAGCAGCAAAACUCUCGGAUCGUCAGCAACCAAUAUCUUAGUUUAGCGGAGAGGAUGAAAAGACGUCUACCAGUCAUUGGCAUCGUGCCAAAAGACAAGGUGCUGUCAGGUGCACAUUUGGAUGAAAUGACGAGUGUUACUGCAAUGAAAACCACAGUGAUUCCUGAAGUUCAUGAGUUGAACCUGGACCACUCACAUUUCAUCAUUGUCGAUGAUGAUGAAAGGGAGGGACUGGUAGGCACUCUGAGAUGCAGAAUAGAGGCCCAUUUUCGCAAGCAGUUUGGCACUAAGAAGAGACUGAUCCGAAUGAUGAGCAUGGGAGCAGAGGACGGCCAAACCCAGACUGACGCCAGUGAUACGCAGACCAUAGAAGUGCAGUAUUUAAGCGAGGUGAUGGAGCAUGCCAUCCCAGUGUUGGGCCUCCUGGUUCAAGGUCACCCACACAACCUUGAUCACGUGAUGUACUUUCUGGAAAACAAGAUGCCUAUUGUCAUACUGAAGGACAGUGGUGGUUUAGCUGAUGUUCUAGGAUAUGCACACGAUGAGCUGCAUGAAAAGGCAGAUUUAGAUCCAGACUUUGAACAGAACACACUGAAGCCAGAGCUGAUCAAGAUGAUUGUGCGUAUCUUCGGCUCCAAGUACGAGGACAAUGAAGUGGAAAAGCUGCAACUCAGGGAUAGGAUCAUCCAGUGUGUGAAAAUGGCACAUGAUGGUGAAGCCUCAUAUAUAACAGUUGUGAAUGCAAAAACAGUGGGCGGGAACAACCUCAAGGAUCUGGAUAAGUUUCUUCUAAAAGCACUCUUAAAGAGUGAAAAAACGGAGGGUGUGAACAGACAAGAGCAGCUUCAGAAUGAUCUUCAACUGACAAUUGACUGGAACCGGCCGGAUCUGGCAGCAGAAAUCUUCCAGCUUGAAACUCUUAAAGUCAGGAUUGACAGGAAGAUGUUUGAGAAGGCCCUACUCCAGAAAGACCGGGAGAAGUUCAUUGACCUCUUCAUCACGCAGGGGGUCAGAGUUCACCGGUACCUGAACCACAAGAAGCUCAAACUGCUGUUUGAGAAAGCUGAGGACAGAGAAUUCUUCAUAACCGUGUGUCUGGAGGGAAUGCUUGGAACCAAAGUGACGACAGAUAAAGUCCUGGGCAGCCAUUUUAUGUCCAAGCAGUUGAACCGUAUGCUGCAGAGACUGACAUUGCUCGACAGGUUCAUUGUGCCUGAGGAGCUCACCCAGAAUGCAGUUGGAAACUACAAGAACACGGAGGAUGCUAAUGUGGCUGAGAGAAAGGCUCUCAACUGCCUGAUGGUGUGGGCAGUGCUAAUGCACCGACACAAGCUGGCCAAGACCCUAUGGAGCCACUGUAACGAACCGAUAGCCAUGGCCCUGCUGUGCUCUCGUAUCUAUAAGGAGAUGAUACGAUACCACCUGGAGCAGUACCAGAAGAAAGAGCUGGAGGACCUAUCCAAAGAAUUUGCGGACAUGGCCCUGGGUGCACUGAACAUCUGCUUCAAGGAUGCAAGUGCCCAGGCCUUAUACAUGCUUGGAAAACAACUGCCUGACUAUAAUGACAAGACAGUGGUGGAGAUUGCGCAUGAUGCCCGCGCCAUUCACUUCAUGGCCCACCCUUGUGUCCAGAAGUGGUUGACACAACUUUUCAUGGGAAACUUGCAUGUCAAAGAGCUAGAAUGGGGCUUUUUCAGGCUGCCAUACUGGUUCAAGAUUAUUUCAAGUGUUUUGCUGAUAUUUCCCAUGUACAUCUGGAUUCGCUUCACUCCUCCUGCCAAGAUGGAAGCUAUAGAGUAUGAGGAAGCUGUAGCAGAGGAAGAGGAGGAUGAAGAUGAUGAUGAUUGUGUGGAUGAAGCCAACACAUCCUACCGGAAGAAAAAGUUAAAGUCAUUGGGGCGGAUCAAGCACUUGCUCACAGGCAAGAAAAAUGUCCCAUUCUACCUGAAAUACUACCUUCUCUGGACAGCUCCAGUCACCAAGUUCUGGAUCACACAGUUGUUCUACUUCAUGUUCCUGGGCGUGUUUUCCCUGGCUACCCUGUGGCCGACAUGUGGCAACUGGACUCUGGACUGCGUCGUCUUCCUCUCUGCCCUCAUGAUAGAAAUGGAGCUAGUCUGGACCACAUACAAGAAGAAACAGAGGUUCAAAACAAUGACAAUGAUGAGUAGCUACAUGGACCUCACUCUGAUUGGUAUCUUCCUCAUCACCAUGUUGAUACGACUUCUGGACAUCUGGCAUGGAAUCUCAGACUACACUAGGGCCAGAGAGAUGAACUGUUAUGCUCUGAUCUACUUCUACUACCGCCUUCUUGGCACCUACCUGCCGAUCAGCCCAACUCUGGGACCAAUGCUGAACAGAAUCAAACGAAUGGUGAGCCAUGACUUUGUGGCGUUCAUGCGAAUGUUCCUGAUCUUCAUGAUAGUGGGUGGUGUCACCACCCAGUCCAUCUUGUACCCACACUGGCCCAUGAACCUCGAGAUGUUCAAGCGCGUAUUCACACGGCCACUCUAUGCCUUGUUCAGGACUGAUAUUGAUGAUUUGACAGGCAAUCCAGACUGUUCACCAGAUUACAAGAAGACCCUGGAAUACUGUGAUACCAAAAACAACUACAGUACAUCGGAACAGGGACACUUGGAUAUCCUGAGGCUGGAGCGAUGCCCAAACACGAGUUUCUCGGCCUACGUGAUCACCCUGCAGUACCUCUUCAUCUGCAAGUUGGUCCUUGUCACCCUGCUGUUUGCACUGUUUGCAUUGACGAAUGCCAAAGUGAACGUGGUUGCCAGUGACCUCUGGAAGUUCCAGCGCUAUGCCCUGAUUGAAAAUUUCAAGAACCGGCUCACACUUCCCCCGCCUCUCACCUUCAUAAACCUGACAUUCAUCUUCCUGAAAUAUGUCUACAGGAAGUGCUACGCCAAGUGCAAAGAAUGCUGUAAUCCAGAGAAGGAUAAACUGAAAUAUGUCGUGGAUGACAUGGAGCAGGAUGACUCAGUCUUCUGGAAGAAGGUGGCCAAGGACUACAUCGCCUCUGAGGAACAGGCGGCCGAGAAGGAGUCUAAACUUGGCAAGAUCGAGGACAUCUUGUUGGUGUUGCAAGAUGACUUGAAGCGUCAGAAGAAAGGGAUCAAACUCGUCACUGAGCACAUGGUGGAGAUUGAGAGAAUGAUGCAGUCUCACAGACUCUACCUGGAAGACUUGGGACAUAAACAGGGAAAAAACGAGUUGAUGGGAAUAACAAAUACAAAAGGCACGUUUAUUCACAUUGCUGCCCGACAGUCACCCUAUCCUGGUACUCACAUUGAACGGUUCCCAGUCUUUGACAAAUAUGUGCCUUGGGAGAUCCUGUAUGAUGUGUAUGAUCCGAAGACCUUUUCCCUUGAGAAGUCUAAAUUUCCAGAGAGUGAAAUCCUGUUUGUCGAUGAGGAUAUUUUAGAAAUUAUCCUGAUGAAGUGUGAGAAGGCAUUCCGGGCCAGUGAUUUAAACAUUGCUCACAGCAAUAUCCUAGACUUCAUGCCGCAAUGGAACACGGUAACCAAGUAUAAGGAGAACGAUGUCACCGUGGAGGUUGACCGGCGCUCCUGGAUCUACGUGAACGGCAUCCCAAUGAGAUAUGCUGUAGACCCACUUGAGAUACCCAUCAACCCAAUGGGGCGUACAGGCAUGAGAGGUAAAGGUGUUCUGUGGCGGUGGGGACCCAAUCACAUGAUCAAGGUUGUCGUGACCCGGUGGCGUAGAAUGAGGAACCCAGACGGCACCUUCAAGUUCCUGUAUGUAGAGGGCAAACGCGUCCUUGAGUUCAUAGCUGUACAGAAGGUGGACGUCACAGAAUCAGACUUUGCUCUUCCUGGGGACGUUUUGCAUGGACUAAGCAACCCACACAGCAUCUUGUGUCAGGCGUUCAUCAGGCAGGUGUUGGGCAAGGAGAAACAGAAGCAGUACGACACAGAUCACAUGAUUCAGUUCUUUUCCAAGUUUGCCGCAGGGCCGCCAGAAAGCUUGCCCAGCUCCCCUGGGCUGGGUCAGAUGCCCUUCUCACUAGCUGCACGCUCUGUGUCCAUCUACAGUCAGCAGACCUCGGUCAUACAGCCCUUGGCCAGGUCCAAUAUGGACUCAAGGGGCUUCUGCCCAACGCUGCUGUACAAGGGUUACCUGGACGAUCCACGUAACACAGACAAUGCCUGGGUGGAGACAGAAGUCUGGAACUUCCACUAUGACCAUGGCGACACAUUUGACAGCAAUCUACCUGAGGAUGCCAGCGUCAAGUGGAAGGAAGUGUCGCCGUACGUGAAGAUGUUUGGAAACGAAGGUGUCAUAGUCCAGGAGGCAGCACGCAUACAUGAAGCCUACCACUGAGCUCAAGCCACAUGUGUUUACUUGUUGUGAUAAAACCCAACAAAAUGCAUGUGCACAGAGUGUCAUCCCAGAUUAGCCAUUGCAGUCUGCACAGGCUAAUUAGGAAGGACUAUUUCCGCCUGAACGAAUAUUUGGUGUAAAGAGACAUUCUAUCAACAACAAAUUCCAUAAAAGCAAAAUGCGUUUUUCAUGAUUUGCCUAUGCAGAUUGCUUAGGCUAAUCUGGUACAACAUUUUAUGCACAUGCAUUCAGCCCAGUUUUCCAGGAAGGAGGCUCUUAUAUUCAGCACUCAUACUUGAUACCUUCCAUUGAGCUGCGGCUUCAAUGACAGAUUGUCAACAAAUGGCAGUCCUCAUUGCUUGGAGGUGUCAUACAUACAUGAAGCCUACCACGAAAUUAUUGCUUCAGUUAUUGAAAGUUUUGAAAACUGGGCAUGCAAAAUGCUCACAACUUAAAAUUGACAUAGCUAUGAAGUUAGAACUUAUUACUUAGUAUUAUUGACUUUGUUUUACUUAGUAUUAUUGAUAUUGUUUUUCUUAGUAUUAUUGAUAUUGUUUUUGCUUGUAAAAAAAGGCUUUAAUGUCUGUUGUUUCAUAUUGUAAACUUAAACAAGUGUUGAUAGUUAGUGACCAGUAUUUUAGUUGAAGGUGGAGGGGUUUUAUGCUGUCAAAUCAGUGCUGAUCUAUAUUUAUUCCGGCCAUUUUGCUGUGUGUUAAAUCAUGUUGAUUGGUCAUUGUUAUGGUUUCUCUUUAGUUACACUUAAUGAAUAUAAUGACUCUUGUCAUAAUGUUUAAUACAUAAGUAAUUUAAGGUUAUUAAGAAUAAAUUUAAUAUUUUUUUAGAAAAUAAGUGUAAAGUGACCAUUACAUAUAUGCGGACAGUAGAAACUGUUAUAGAACAGUAAGAACUGCACCUCACCAGAUUUGUUUUGGAAUUAUCAAUUAGAUAUUUGCGUUGUGACAAUAGCUUAAAUUGGUAUUGUGAAACUCGUGGUUGGUUUCUUUGCAUGUAAAAUCAUUACGUUCGUUUAUUUUUUGGUUCAUGUAAAAUCAUGUUGAUUCUUCAAAGGUUUGGGUUUAUUGAACAUUAUCUGGAUUGUUAAGUUGUUUUGGUUCAUGGAAAAUCAGGUAGAUAGGUCAGUUGUUUUUGUUCAUGUUAAUUUAUGUAUAUUGUGUAUGUAGUCUAAGGAAAUUUUAGCAUCUUCUUGUAAGUACCGGUAUAUUUUUACUCUACCACUGCCAAAUUAUGUUUAACUUAUGUAUUUUAUCUGUAACUUAUUUUAAAUAACCAACCAAUUAUAUUGACAAUCGAAUUAAAAACUUGUGACAUAUAAUAGGAAAAAACAGAUCUGAACACAUACUGUUAAGAUAAUGACCUUUUAGGGAUUUCUUAGAAACCAAAUUGCUGUUUAGAGCAAAACAAAGUAGUGGUUAUAGAACAACUUUAUUCAAUACUGGUUGUUCUACAUUUCAUUGACAUGGCAUAUCAAACAAAUGAUAAUGUUGUUGUAGGUAUGAGUUGUUAUAUCAUAUAUUGUUGCAAAAAAGUUUAGCAGACAAUAAUUGAUUUCUUUUUAUGCCAUUAUAGUUAUACUUCAAAAAAUGUUAUUUAGUUGGCGGGCAUUGUUGUUGUUGUGAAUAACCAUUUUCAUUUUACAUUCCAUUUAUUAUGUUUUGUCUUAAGUGGCUUUAUUUUUAGUUAUAUUGUUUUCUACUUCAUUUUUCAUUGUUUCAUCAUUGCCAUUGCCUGUUUUUCUUAUUGUGUUAAUGUUCCACAUUUUUAACCAUUCAUCUGUUAAGCACUAUCUUAUUAUACAAUUUAAUAAGAAGAGAUAGGUGAAUGAUAUUCUGUUAAAAGAAUCUGGUAGUUAAAUUUUAUACUCAUUUUCAUGAUUAGUCGCGUAUAAGAAUGGGUAUUAUGUAGAUCAGAACAUUAAUUUAUUUUUACAUGAAACGGCUGUUAUCAGUUUUACAAGGAUUGUGUAUCAUAUGUAUACAGGACAAAAAGUCAGAGAAAACAUGGUUUCUAAAAAAAAAAUGGUUAUAUAGGCUUUUAGUGCUAAACAGGUCUUAAUGGUGUCUCUCAUUUGGUAUCAGUCUGCCUUACAACCAGGAGGCCCCUUGGUUUGAUCCUCAUUCUGGGUGGGUUUUCAAGACCUUUCAAUUGAAACCAAAUACUGAUUGUUUCUACUUCUAGCAGAUUGAGCCAAUAAUUGUCUCUUUAAGUCAAAUGCUUUAAAUACAAUCAGGCUGAAGCUAAUAGUUAAAUGAAUUAAAAGAGAAUUAAUGAAACAUUCACAUAUAAUAUUAAAAAUAUAAUUAUAUUCAAAUUAAUUGUUAUUCAUGUUAAAUGUUAAUAUUUGGUGAACACAUUUGUUGUAAUAUUUAUUAAACUUGUUUUCUAGCAAAUAGCCUGCAUGCUUCAGUGGCUGUUUAAGUGACCAGACCAUCAUAACAUGUUGGCAUGUUGGUAAUUAAGAACAUUGUGUGAUUGUUCAAAUGAAUACUAAAUUUUGAUGAUCCAAAAAUUUGAUUGAACAUUGCAAAUCAGAAAAUUUAAAUCAGAACCCUCACUUUAUUUUUACAUUACUUCAAGAUGAUAAUUGGCUGUGUAUGUAAACAUUUGUUUAUCAUUUCAUUUAGGUAAAGAUUAUUACAUGUAUUUGUUGAUCAUUAUAGAUACCGGUAUAUCAAAAUGAUUAUAGCUCGCAAUGUUAGCUUUGCACUUACCAUUAUGUAUGAAUAUAUUUGCACUUAACAUUAUGUAUGAAUAUAUCAAAGUACCUGUACAAAGAAUGAAUUAGUAUCCGUACUAGAUGUAAUUUUAAUCAAUUGAAGCAUACUUCACUAUAUAGACUGUUAAGGCCUCGUUUAACUGCAAAACAUGUACCAACUAAAUCGAAGCAAAUAUAGGAAAAAUUCCAAGCGUAUAAUUUUGCUGGUGGAGCUAAGGAGUGUCAGAUUCAUGUUGUCGAGCUAUAAUAGUGUAGAUCAUUUCGUGUUUGCAGAUCAAAGUGUAUAUUUGUAUUAUCAGGUUAGUGAUGAUAAAGAUAGAUCACAGAAUGACCUUCAAUAGUGUGCCAUGUUGAGUCAAUCACAGUAUGAGCUUGAAGAUUAAAACUGUUUCUGAAUACCAUUUUACAGUGCACAAGUUUAUGUAAAUGUCAUGAAUUUUCAGAUUGCUUUACUAUGAAAUUUGAAUGUUUGAAACUUCAGCUCAAAACUUUUUGAAUACUUAAACUUAUGAUCAACAAUGUAUAAAUAUUAAAUGGAGAUCACUCGUAAGAAUUUAUCUUAGUUUAGCUCAAAAUUGAUACAAAUUGAAGAUGAAAAGUGAUCUUGAUUUGGUUUUAAACCUUAAAAUUGUUUCCUUAAUGAAAAUAAAUAGUGCUACACCCUACAUAUAUUGUACAUUUGAAAUCACCAUCAAUUAAUUAAAAAAAGAGUGCAAAUUUUGCUUUUAGUUUUAUUAAAUUACUGUUAUUUUUUGUCAGUAAAUUUCACUGUUUGUUUGUUGGUAUAAAAUGGGCCAAUUACAAUCGUGUUAAGGUAUAGAAGGUACAUGCAAUGCUUCUUUAAUCAAACAGUACUUUUCAAAGAAACCACUGUGUAAGGGUUUUAUGAAACAAUGUAUUGAUAAGUUAUUACCACUUUGAAUGAUAUUAAUGUUUCAGUUAAGGAAACUGUUUUGAAAUAUAAAUGAAAUGUAGUUGACAUCAUAAAAUGUACUUGGAGAUUAUUAUUUAAAUGAUGUUGAUCUGAAACAAAUACUCAUUUAUCAAUACUUUUGAGGGUUGCUCUGGAAAAAAUGGGUUAAAUGCUAUGUGUUAAGUAACGUCUGAGAUGAGCUUGUGCAAUCUGCCCAGACUAAUCAAGGAUGAAACAUUCGGCUUUCGUUUUUUUCAUUUAAGGGAAUUCUCUUUUACACAAAAAUCAAUCUUGGUUGAAAGCAUUGUCCCUUAUUAACCGGUGCGGACUGCACUUGAUGAACCUGGACAACGCUACAUACAUGCAUUAAGCCUGGUGUUUUUCCAUAGUGAAGCUCAUUUACCUAAGAUAAGAAAGCAUAUAUAUAGUGGUACUUCAGUAGAGAACUUUAAGAAUAAACUUUGCUCUUAUGUAGUUCUAGUUUUAUUGCAAUGUUUUUUGUUUCUUAAAAAGUCUUUUUUUCAGAUUCCUGUACGCGAAUUCAGUUCAUCACUAGUACCGGUGUUAGUUUUACUUGCAUAAUUUAAAUUGACGCAUAAUACGUUAUCUUAACAAUACAACGAUUUAUCUAGACUUUCCAAAUUGUAUCUGGUCAAUUUUAGUUGUAUAUAUUGUUUUCAUUUGCUGCCAGUAUGAGUGUUGAUAUUUUUUGUCUUCAAGGUUGAUAUAUUUAUCAUAUUAAAACACAAUUUAAAUUAGCAAUCUCAGUUUAUACUUAAAACAAUGUCCAUGUUUAAAAUGUUUUGAAUGUUAGAAGAUUGUAUUGUAUACAAAUGCUGUAACUUUAAAAUUUAAAUAGAUGAAUGCCAUAUUGUAUAAUGUUGUUGUAAAUUUAAUUGAAAGUGUACAUGAAUGCCAUAUUGUAUACUGUUUUAGCUCACCUGCAUGGUGAGCUUUUGUGAUCGCAUUUUGUCUGUCGUGCAGUGUCAACAUUUGCCAUGUUAACAGUCUAGAGGCCACAUUACGUCAGAAGAUUUCUGCCAUGAUAUCUUGGACGAGUUCGAAAAUGGUUCUGGUUGGUUGAAAAAUAUGGCCCCAGGCGGCAGGGCAUUGUUCCUUAUAUGAUUUUAGUAUAACCUUGUUAACAUUGUAGAGGCCACAUUUAUUGUCUGAUCAUCAUUAAACUUGGUUAGAAGAUUUUUUCCAAUGAUAUCUUGAAUGAGUUCGAAAAUGGUUCCAAUUGCUUGAAAAACAUGACCGCCAGGGUUGGAGAAUUUUCCGUUAUAUGGCUUAAGGAAUACCUUGUUAACACUCUAGGGGCCACAUUUAUUAUCCAACUUUCAUCAAAUUUGGUCAUCACAUUUGUUCUAAUGAUAUCUUUGAUAAGUUUAUAAAGGAUUCUGGUCUGUUGAAAAACGUAGCUAGAAGCUACAUUUAUUAUCCGAUCUUCAUGAAACUUGGUCAGAACAGUUGUCUUAAUGGCCGAAAUUGCAACUAGUUUCCGUUACUUGAAAAACAUGGCCGUCUGGGGGCGGGGCAUUUUUCCUUAUAUGGCUAUACAUGUAUAUGCCUAUAGUAAAACCCUGUUAACUCUCUAGAGGCUACAUUUGUUAUCCGAUCUUCAUGAAAAUUGGUUAGAAGAUUUGUCCCAAUGAUAUCUUAGACGAGUUCGAAAAUGGUUCCGGUUGGUUGAAAAACAUGGCCGCCAGAGGGCGGGGCAUUUUUCCUUAUAUGGCUUUUACCUUGUUAGCACUCUUAAAGUUACAUAUACAGUUCACUAUUCAUAAACCAUGGUCAAAACAUUUGUUUGAAUGCUAUCGUGGGCUGCACAGAACUGGUCAGUUGCUUUGUAUCUCAGGUAAGCGACUUUGGGCCUUUCAGACCCUCUUGUUUAAAGUUUUAAAUGUUAGUGUAGAUGGAUGGCAUAUUAUAAAAUGCUUUUGUAAGUUUUAACUGUAAAGAGAUGAAUGUCAUAUUGUAUACUGAUGUUUUAAGUUUUAUGUGUUAGUAGAAGAAUCUCAUAGUGUAUAUUUAUGUUGUAAACAGCUGGCCCCGAUUGCUCAAAAAUUCCAAAAAAGAUUUUACAGUAUAAGAUUAAGCUCACUGUUCGCAUAUUGCAAAAAAGUGCGCAAAAUAUUUAUUUUCAACAAACUGUAAGCUUUAAAUGAAAAUUAUAUGUGAACUUAACACACUAUAUGCUAUCAACAGCACCAACUUCAAAUAAAAGUAUUAACCUA
Messenger RNA from Dreissena polymorpha, 11386 nucleotides. RefSeq names its product transient receptor potential cation channel subfamily M member-like 2. The record is from RefSeq and is a predicted model, not a curated record. Gene Ontology annotation, biological process: monoatomic cation transmembrane transport. NCBI's taxonomy places the organism in Eukaryota, Metazoa, Mollusca, Bivalvia, Myida, Dreissenidae. The coding region runs from base 208 to 5502 and encodes 1764 amino acids. The transcript is spliced from 39 exons. Gene Ontology annotation, molecular function: monoatomic cation channel activity.